AAAUGACUUCGUUACAAAGUUUCAUUGGGUUAGGUCAAUCCACUGUUCUCCUUGUACGAUACAACAACGUUUUACUGUGCGCUGGCUUUUAGGUGAUUGCCACUUGUUCAAGUCAACACCUUUCAUAUAGCUGUAUUGAGUUCCACUAGGAUUUGAAUGGUCAAGGACCGACUUCCCGAGCUUGAAGCUCGUAUAAAGAGUAAGAAUGAUAAGCAAACUAAAAAGAAUGAAGAUUGUGAUUUCUCUGCAAUCACCACUGAUCUUUUCAAUCAGGUGGAUGAAUUGCACAAUGAUAUUGAAAGCUUGGAACAUGAUAUUAACACAAUCGAUAGGCUACAAAAGGACAUACUAGCUAUUCCUCAACAAGAUUCAAAAUUGGACAGUCAGCUUAAAGAGGUUACCAAUUCUAUCAGGGAAAGAGCACACAAGAUUCGAAGUUCUUUAAAAGAAUUGGAACUGCAAGAAGAUGAUAAACUAUUGUCGGGAAUGUCUGGUAAAUGUCGUCUAAAGUCCUCUCAGCAUGCUGCAAUUUCUCGACAGUUUGUUCACAUUAUGAACAGGUACAGUCUAAUGCAAGUUGAAUAUCGAGACAAGUGUAAAGCUCGAAUCCGAACUAAACUCAAUGUUGCUAAAGUCACAUUUUCCGAAGAUGAAGUUGAAAAGAUGUUGGAGAAUAAUCAUCCGGGGAUUUUUACACAAGCUAUAAUGGCAGAAACAGAAGCUGCAAAGCGUUCAUUAUCAGAUAUAGAAGCUCGACAUGCAGAUAUAAUUCGGUUAGAGAAAAGCAUCCAAGAAAUGAGAGAGUUAUUCUUUAAUGUGGCGCUUCUUGUGGAUCAACAGGGGGAUUUAAUUGAUCAAGUUGAGUACAAUUUGAGUAAAGCAACUGACUGUGUUGUAAAUUCAAAGCGUACACUUUCAUCCGCUGUGAUCAGAAGUAGAAAAAAUCGUCGGUGUAAAUUAAUCUGUAUUAUAUUGGCUGUGGUUGCUAGUAUACUGAUCCUGAUUUCAUUAGCCUCAGCAAUUGGUUUAACUCGAUGAUAAAUAUAGGAUUGAUGAACAACUAAACUGCCUACACUUUUACUGUUUGCUGAAUUCUUAUAUCACAUUGUCAAUAAUGUGUAAAUCUGUAGAAAAUGAUAAAAUAAAGAGGAAGAAAUAAUAUCUUGUAAAGUAGUCAUCAAAUAUAUGGUUGGUAUACCCCUUGCACUAAGAUAGUCAUUUGUAUAAUGUGCUUCAUUUCCUCUUCUACUUCUAUCUUACUUUGAUCUUAAUACGCUGACAUUGUCUAUUACAUUUCUCUAGGGAAAAUCUUUACUUAUUCAUUGCCUUUAAUUGCCUAUGAUUUCUGCUACUAUAUAUAUACUACUUAUAUCUGGUGUGGUCAACAACACCUACUACAACGUAUUCAUUUUACACUGUCUACAUUGUAUUAUGUAAUAGGAAUUGAAUUAUUAUUGGCGCCAUAGAUCAGCUGUUCCCUUUUUUUUAAUUUAAAAUGAUUUAUAUCAAAUUAUUUUUUAAUUUAUUAUAAUAAUCCACCUUAUAUAAUCGUGUUUAAAGUUCGAAUCCCUUCAUUUUCUAUACAGUAGACUAACGCUUACAUACACAUAAAUAUAUUCCGAUUGAUUUAGGCAUUUAAUUAAUUUUUUUUGUUUUUUUACAAAAGAUUUUAUACAAAGUCUCUUCUUAGGCCCUUUUUUUUUAACGGUUGACUAUUAUUGUACGUUUCGUAUUUAUUUAUCAUAAAAACACUCCUAAUAUGUUGUUAGGAAUGGCUGGUAAACUUCAGUCUAUUGACCUCUCUCUCUCUCUCUCUUUCUGUUUAUUUAUUUUUAAAAUGUAGCGCAGUCUUGUAUUUUAUCUUUAUCUCUAAAUCUAUAAACCGGAAAAGUGAUUCAUUUUAUAGAAUAAUAUUAUUUAGUAAAAUCACUAUGAUGAUUACUCAAAGUUUAGUGGGAAUCAUUGUACUAGAUAAUCGAAGACAACUAGAUUAGUGUACAUGUUUGUUAUCUUGAGAAUGCUGCUUAUUGAAUGAACUCUAAUCUAGUAUCAGUUUAGGUGAAUUGACAUUAGUAAAUACAAGAAAUAUCUAACUAC
Molecule: messenger RNA, 2097 nt
Organism: Heterobilharzia americana
Lineage: Eukaryota; Metazoa; Platyhelminthes; Trematoda; Strigeidida; Schistosomatidae
Source: the annotation of a GenBank genome assembly